AGAACUCCAAAUUUCUUGUAGUCAUUUUUUAAUGGCUCCCAGAGUACAUCCUCAAGCCUCUCUGUCACCCUCUUCAUCUUCAUCAUCUUCUUCUUCUUCUUCAUGUAUAACUUCAAAAACAGAAGUAUUCACAAUAUGGAUGAAAUCCUUGGUAAUGAACAGCAACGGUUGUACCGUUUUCAAUUCGAAUGGUGAAAUCAUAUACCGAAUCGACAACUACCACAAGAAAUGUAGUAACAAAGUUUAUCUCAUGGAUCUUAAAGGAAAUGUUUUAUCAACUAUUCUUAAAAAGAGAUUGAGAAUGUUUGGAAGGUGGGAAGGUUAUAAUGGAAGUUAUUGUUCCAAGCAAGAUCAAGAGAAGCCAUGGUUUCAAGUUAGGAAACCUUUUAGGGUUCUAAAAAAAGGUCAUUGCAAUGUUAGUGUUUCAAUGGGGCCUUCGAAUGAUUCGUUUUAUACAAUCGAAAGGUUGGAUAGUAAAAUGGGUUGCAAGAUACUAGACCAAGCAGGAAAUGUGGUUGCAGAGAUGAAACAAAAGCAAUCAAGAUUUGGUGUUGGGUUAGGGGAUGAUGUAUUGACAUUAAUGGUGGAAUCAAAUGUGGAUCAUUUACUAAUUUUAGGACUUAUUGUUGUACAUGGGCUAAUUAAUCACAAAUUAUGAAAAUCCAUUUGAAUCGAUUAAGUGGUCAUGUGUAGUAGUUGAAUAGAUUAAGAUCCUUAAUUAAAUAGAUGGGUCAUGGAGAUAACCAGUGUCAUUUUAAAGAGAGUUCUUGUAAAGUUUUUGAUCAUCAGUAGUGAAAAUGAUUAUCAUCCCAAUUUUGUAACCUAGAUUUUAUGAUUAAUAAUUAAACAAGAAAUAG
Papaver somniferum (opium poppy) is the source of this 857-nucleotide messenger RNA. RefSeq names its product protein LURP-one-related 11-like. Bases 32 to 658 code for a protein of 208 amino acids. The transcript is spliced from 2 exons. Lineage: Eukaryota; Viridiplantae; Streptophyta; Magnoliopsida; Ranunculales; Papaveraceae. The record is from RefSeq and is a predicted model, not a curated record.